AUGGUGUCGGACCAGGAUCUAGCGAAAGGAGUCGAGACUUUGCUCCGGCAAUCCGACCCCAGCUCUCUCACAUCGGUGAACAGUGUUAUUCAGCAGCUCGAGGCCAAGUUAGGGUUAGACCUCACGGAGAAGACGAAUUUCAUCAGAGACCACAUCAAUCUCCUCCUCCGCGCUCACCCAUCACCUUCCGCCUCAGCUUCCGCAUCGACCGUACAACCCCCGCCGCCACCGUCUCAGCAUCAUCAGCAUCAGCAGCAACAGCAUGUGCAUUCCGGCGUCAAUGUUCCGGCGACAAAAGGGCAUUUCGCACUUCACCACCCGUCUCAAUUCUCUGCUUCGCAUUCCCAACAAUACCCUCCGCAUUUCUCUCUCCAGCCUCCUUACCACUCUUAUGACCUCAAUUUCCGGCAGCCGUAUCCGGCUUACAUGCCGCCGCAGCACCAGCAGCAGUCUCCGCGGCAAGGAACCAACUUGAUGUUUUCACAAGGCCCCAACGCUGCUCUCUCUGUUAAUCAAGCUCCGAAAGAAAGUGCUCCAGCUGGAACUAAAAGAAAGGGUGGUCCUGGAGGAUUAAACAAAGUCUGCAGAGUUUCUCCAGAACUUCAAGUCGUUGUUGGUGAACCUGCUCUUCCCAGAACUGAGAUUGUGAGGCAACUGUGGGCUUACAUAAGGAAGAACAACCUCCAAGACCCAAGUAACAAGCGGAAGAUCAUCUGUGAUGAUGCGUUGCGUGUGGUGUUUGAGACUGAUUGCACUGACAUGUUCAAAAUGAAUAAGUUGCUUGCUAAGCAUAUUCUCCCGCUUGAUCCAUCAAAGGACGCUUGUCAAGCGAAACGUGCGAAAGCUGAGGUAGAGGCUAAGACUGAGACUGAGACUGAGACCACCACAGAGCCUGUUAGUUCGACUGUUGCAUUAUCUGAGCCACUUGCUAAGUUCUUUGGCACUGGUGAGAUGGAGAUGACAGACGAAGAGAUUAUUCGCCGUGUGUGGGAAUACAUAAAGCUCAACAAUUUGGAGGAUCCGGUGAAUCCAAUGGCGAUUCAGUGUGAUGAAAAGCUCCGUGAUCUUCUUGGAUGUGAAAGCAUUUCAGCUGUGGGGAUAAAUGAGAUGCUUAGGCGCCAUAUGUACAAGCGGUCGUGA
This is a messenger RNA of Microthlaspi erraticum, 1140 nucleotides long. The record is from the annotation of a GenBank genome assembly. Lineage: Eukaryota; Viridiplantae; Streptophyta; Magnoliopsida; Brassicales; Brassicaceae.